Molecule: messenger RNA, 3106 nt
Organism: Odocoileus virginianus texanus
Lineage: Eukaryota; Metazoa; Chordata; Mammalia; Artiodactyla; Cervidae
Source: RefSeq, a predicted model, not a curated record
CCGAGGCCCGAGCCGGGCCUGAGCGCCGCGCCAUGGCGGAGACCAAGAUCAUCUAUCACAUGGACGAGGAGGAGACGCCGUACCUGGUCAAGCUGCCAGUGGCGCCCGAGCGCGUCACGCUGGCCGACUUCAAGAACGUGCUCAGCAACCGGCCCGUGCACACCUACAAAUUCUUCUUCAAGUCCAUGGACCAGGACUUCGGGGUUGUAAAGGAGGAGAUCUCUGACGAUAAUGCCAAGCUACCCUGUUUCAACGGCCGUGUGGUCUCCUGGCUGGUCCUGGCUGAGGGUGCGCACUCGGAUGCAGGGUCUCAGGGCACUGAUGGGCACACAGACCUGCCCCCGCCUCUUGAGCGGACAGGCGGCAUCGGGGACUCCCGGCCUCCCUCCUUCCACCCGAAUGUGGCCGGCAGCCGCGAUGGGAUGGACAACGAGACUGGCACGGAGUCAUUGGUCAGCCACCGGCGGGAGCGAGCCCGACGCCGGAACCGUGAAGAGGCAGCCCGGACCAAUGGGCACCCAAGGGGGGACCGGCGGCGGGAAUUGGGGCUGCCCCCUGACAGUGCGUCCACCGUGCUGAGCAGUGAACUUGAGUCCAGCAGCUUCAUCGACUCGGAUGAAGAUGACAACACAAGCCGGCUGAGCAGCUCCACGGAGCAGAGCACCUCCUCCAGGCUCAUCCGGAAACACAAGCGCCGGCGGCGGAAACAGCGCCUGCGGCAGACAGACCGGGCCUCCUCUUUCAGCAGCAUCACGGACUCCACCAUGUCCCUCAACAUCAUCACCGUCACACUCAACAUGGAGAGGCAUCACUUCCUGGGCAUCAGCAUUGUGGGCCAGAGCAAUGACCGGGGCGACGGUGGCAUCUACAUCGGCUCCAUCAUGAAGGGUGGGGCUGUUGCUGCUGAUGGCCGCAUCGAGCCGGGAGACAUGCUGCUGCAGGUGAAUGAUGUCAACUUCGAGAACAUGAGCAACGAUGAUGCUGUGCGGGUCCUGCGGGAGAUUGUGUCCCAGACGGGGCCCAUCAGCCUUACAGUGGCCAAGUGCUGGGACCCAACGCCCCGCAGCUACUUCACCAUCCCGAGGGCGGAUCCAGUUCGGCCCAUCGACCCAGCCGCCUGGCUGUCCCACACGGCAGCGUUGACGGGAGCCCUGCCCCGCUACGGUACGAGCCCCUGCUCCAGCGCCGUCACGCGCACCAGCUCCUCCUCACUAACCAGCUCUGUGCCUGGCGCUCCGCAGCUGGAGGAGGCGCCGCUGACUGUGAAGAGCGACAUGGGUGCUGUCGUCCGGGUUAUGCAGCUGCCGGACUCGGGCUUGGAGAUCCGGGACCGCAUGUGGCUCAAGAUCACCAUCGCCAACGCUGUCAUCGGGGCAGAUGUGGUGGACUGGCUGUACGCGCACCUGGAGGGCUUCCGGGAGCGGCGGGAGGCGCGCAAGUACGCCAGCAGCAUGCUGAAGCGUGGCUUCCUGCGGCACACAGUCAACAAGGUCACCUUCUCAGAGCAGUGCUACUACGUCUUCGGGGACCUGUGCAGCAAUCUUGCCGCCCUGAACCUCAACAGUGGCUCCAGUGGGGCCUCCGAUCAGGACACGCUGGCCCCGCUGCCCCACCCGGCUGCCCCCUGGCCCCUGGGUCAGGGUUACCCCUACCAGUACCCGGGGCCCCCACCCUGCUUCCCGCCCGCAUAUCAGGACCCUGGCUUCGGCUACGGCAGCGGCAGUGCCGGGAGUCAGCAGAGUGAAGCCUUAGACUGAAGGACUAGCGGAGCGGACCCUCGGGGCCGGAAGCAAAAGCAGUGGGUCCACCCGGAGUGCUGGCGGGAGCAGCCGUCGGGCCCUGGGCCGUGAGAAGGAGAGCCGGUCGGCUGGAGCUGGGGGCAGUGGCAGCGAGUCAGACCACACGGCACCAAGCGGGGCGGGUAGCAGUGGCUGGCGGGAGCGUCCGCCUAGCCAGCUCAGCCGUGGCAGCAGCCCGCGCAGCCAGGCCUCAGCUGCUGCCCCAGGGCUCCCCCCGCUGCACCCCCUGACAAAGGCCUACUCGGUGGUGGGUGGGCCACCUGGGGGGCCACCUGUCCGGGAGCUGGCCGCUGUCCCGCCAGAGCUGACGGGCAGCCGCCAGUCUUUCCAGAAAGCCAUGGGGAACCCCUGUGAGUUCUUCGUGGAUAUCAUGUGACCAGGCGAGAGUGCCUUCAGCCCAGCCCUGCUGUGGGGAGGCCCAGGGUCCUGCUCUUGCAGGAGGGCCCUGCUCCUAGAGCUUGUGUGGGCUUGCCUUAGCAGCCAUCCCAGGUCAGACCUGUGCUUGCUGCCAUGGGGUCUGGGCCUGGACAGAGUGGCAGCAGGCUGGAGAGGAGGGGCUGAGGGCAGCCCAGACCACCGUGAUCUGGAUGGCGGCUCAUCCACCCCUGGCUGGAGCUGUCAGUGCAGACACUGGGCAGGAGGGGCAUCUCCCUGUGCUCGGGCAGGUCUGACUCACCCCUCUUGGCGUAUGCCUCAGGGACCCCAGCUUGCCCACAGAGCUGCGCACGGGGCCUCAAACUGAGCUGAGAGGUGGCCACUAGGCCUUGGCCCCACCCAUCUUGCCUAGGCCAGGAUUGGGGGGGAUCCUCUCGGGGUUAGAAUCAUAGCCCCAAGGUCCCUCUGUGGCUGCCCAAGGUAGGGAUCUAAUUUAUUUAUUUAUUGUCUGACCUGUGUGCUCUGUGGGGUGGCAGCCAAGACAGCUGUCCCCUACCCCAGCCACCAGAACAGUUUCGUGUGUCCCCCCUGCAGGGACACAGGUUGUGUCUGGAGGUGUGUGGGAGGACAGUGAGGGGGAGGUGGCAGGAUGGGGGACCCUGAGGAGUGAGGGCCACAGACGCGCACAGCUGCUGCAGGGGCAGGGUUUAGAGCAGAGGGCGUGGCCAGCUCAGCCUUCCUCGCGAUCUUGGGGUGGCCUCCCACCCACCCACGCCCGCACACAUGCACGUCGCUUCCGUCCGGCAUCUCUGGCCUGCACAUGUCUGCACUGUAGAUACUAUAUCCAGUUGGGAGCGUCGUCCAGAUAGUUAAUAGAGCUGCUUCUGUGUAAAUGCUAUUUUAAACACUAAAAAGCAUUUAAUUUUAUGGGA